Messenger RNA from Desarmillaria tabescens, 859 nucleotides. RefSeq lists its product as uncharacterized. The record is from RefSeq and is a predicted model, not a curated record. Lineage: Eukaryota; Fungi; Basidiomycota; Agaricomycetes; Agaricales; Physalacriaceae. The transcript has 6 exons. The coding region runs from base 61 to 774 and encodes 237 amino acids.
CAAGAGGGUUAGUAUGUGUUAUUCUUAUAACCCAUUACCCCGUUGCUCUUACUUUCCCUCAUGACGGCUCGGGCGGAUAUUCCACCAGAUCUUACCGACGACGAGAAAGCUUCCUUGUUUCAAUAUCUCGACGCUAGUCUGAACUCCGAAAUUCUCUACGCGCUAUUGUAUGGCAUAUACACCGGCAUUCUUGCUGUUACAUUGUGGCAUAUAUUCAUCAACAAACGCUGGCGGAAUCGACGAGCCUUGGUCGUCGUCAUUAUUCUCCUUUAUACUCUGAUCAGUAUCAAUUUUGCUGUCAAUUGGCCAUUUGUAUGCUCCGCAUUCAUCCAAAACGGGCAAAGCUUUUGGACCGUAUACUCGAAGCUUAUUGCUGUGGACCAAGCAGCUUAUUUGGAGAUGGAUUUGGUGCUGCUGGAUGGUUUGGGAACGGCGCUGGCUUAUUGUUCUGCUUCCAAUCCUUUCCCUAAUUUCCGCAACUGUGACCCUGGAUUUACUUACCUUGAUGCAAUCGCUGGCGUUGCGAGGGGUGUUGCACCCACGCUUCUUGUUGGCAGAGCAGCGGCAGGUCACACGCAACCAACCGAAGAACAUGAUGAAAGUUCGCCGGUGUCUACCAUUCGUUUCCAGACGUCUUCUCAGUCUUCUCAACCCUCGCAACCUUUCACUUCAAGCUUUCAGGGAUCCACUAUGCAGAGCGCAGUCCUUGAUAUGGACAUUGAAGCCCAGACGGAGCGGCCGGAUGAGCUUGUUGUAUCCGUUAUGAACAACUAAGCGUCAAGGUUCAGAGACUUAUGGAUCGGCUAUUUUUUGUCGUAAGAUCCUUUUUGAUUAUCUUGCUUUGCCCCAUCUAUUUUAU